AGUUUCGAAGUUGUUGUGGGAUGUGUAAGUAGCGACUCUUCUCAACUCUUUUAACUUUUCGGCAGUUUAAAGAAAGGUGCUACAACCGCAACAUGCUCUUCUGUCGCCGAAUCGCAGCUGACCCGUUCGAUUAAAUGCCUGAACGAAUUAUUCAUCUUCAAUUUGGCUGUAUCUUUUAGUUUCUUUGACAGUAAUCUUCUGGGUUCAAGGCGAGUGGGAGAAUUCAUGGCGAUUGGGUCUUGUAUUGCUGCACUGAAGUUCCAGGCUUGUGGGAUCUUUGGAACUAGCCUUAAUAACCUCAAUAUCCUUCCCCUGCACUCUGCAAAUUUGGUUAUGAAGCCAUCGGUGAUUGAAGCAAGAGCUAAUACACGGACUGACGGUGCUAAACUUCAGAAUAGAAGAUUAAGAAAGAAGUUUAAUGGGACAGCGACAAAACCAAGGCUUUCGGUGUUCUGUUCGGAUAAGCAGUUGUAUGCUAUGUUGGUUGAUGAUCAGAACAAGAAGUGUUUGUUCUAUGGAAGCACUCUGCAGAAAUCGAUACGAAAGGAUCAAUCUUGCACGACCGUUGAGGCAGCUGAACGUGUUGGGGAAGAGCUUAUCAAGGCAUGCAUGGAUCUCAACAUAAACGAAAUCACCUUGUAUGACCGCAAUGGCUUGGCUCGAGGAGAACGAAUGCAGGCCUUCGAAAUUGCUGUUGCUCGCCAUGGCUUCUUGCCGCGAUAGAUCUGCUUUGGGUUGUUUGCUAGCCUUUUGAUAUGGGAAAAAUGUAAUUUACCUACAUGUAAUAUGAGAAAUGAGUAAAAAAACCCAUAUGAAAAAUAAAAUAGAAAAUUACCCCAUGUGUUUUGAAAAAUAAAACAAAUUAUCCCCUAUCUAAAUCAUUAAUAGGGGUAGUUUGUUUCAUUUUUUGAAACACAAAGGAUAAUUUGCUAAUUCUUUUUUCACAAGGGGUAUUUGCUCAUUUCACAUAUCGCAAGGGGCUAAGGGUAAAUUGCAUUUAACCCCCUUUUGAUAUUUGAUAGUCUAGCAGAAACAAUUGUAUUUUGGAAUCUCAUAAUAUGCAUAAGACCACAUUUUUCCA
Sesamum indicum (sesame) is the source of this 1081-nucleotide messenger RNA. RefSeq names its product Ribosomal L18p/L5e family protein. Gene Ontology annotation, biological process: translation. Gene Ontology annotation, molecular function: structural constituent of ribosome; 5S rRNA binding. Lineage: Eukaryota; Viridiplantae; Streptophyta; Magnoliopsida; Lamiales; Pedaliaceae. The record is from RefSeq and is a predicted model, not a curated record. Gene Ontology annotation, cellular component: ribosome.